AACGAUCUCUUCCUUAUCUCUCUUUCAAAAUUAAUAUUUUGAAAAUUUUAAUUACAGUUCAAAAAUGGAGAUAGCUCCUGCACCGAUGAUCGCUUUGUGCUCUAAAGAGCAGCAAAAGAUGUUUCGCAAAUGGUUCGAGAUAGCGGAUUCAGAUGAUGAUGGACGCAUCACUGGAAAUGAUGCUACAAAGUUCUUUGCACUAUCAAAGCUUUCUCGGCAAGAACUUAAGCAGAUUUGGGCGCUUGCUGAUUCUAAACGACAAGGUUUUUUAGAUUUUGCGGAGUUUGUUAUUGCGAUGCAGCUUGUAUCUCUCGCACAAGCUGGACAUGAAAUAACCUCAGAUAUCCUUAAAAAUGGAGUCCAAGCGGAGAAUAUUGAACCACCAACAAUGGAAGGUUUAGAGGCAUUUGCAACGAAAAAUAAGAGUUCAAUCACAAACAAUGAGCCUGCUGUGAAUGGCUCUGCUCCAUCACAAACUUUAUCAUCAUCUUCUUGGUUUACUUCAAAAUCUGCUAAGAAGGCACCUUCAACUGCAGUCACAUCAAUAAUUGAUGGUUUGAAGAGAUUGUACAAUGAAAAACUAAAGCCACUAGAAGCUACCUAUCGUUUUAAUGAUUUUGUAUCCCCAUUCUUGACAAACAGUGAUUUGGAUGCAAAGCCUAUGGUUAUGCUUUUGGGUCAGUAUUCAACUGGAAAAACAACAUUUAUAAAACAUUUGCUAAGAUGUGACUACCCAGGAGCCCACAUAGGACCUGAGCCUACAACAGAUAGAUUUGUUGUUGUUAUGUCUGGUCCUGAUGAAAGGAGUAUACCUGGGAACACUAUUGCUGUUCAUGCUGAUAUGCCAUUCAGUGGUCUGACACAUUUUGGAGGAUCAUUUUUAUCCAAAUUCGAGUGUUCUCAAAUGCCUCAUCCUUUAUUAGAUCAAAUUACAUUUGUGGACACUCCUGGGGUUUUAUCAGGCGAAAAACAACGAACGCAACGCAGUUAUGAUUUUACUGGUGUUAUAUCAUGGUUUGCAGCAAAAUGUGACCUUAUUCUUCUUUUGUUUGAUCCUCAUAAACUUGAUAUUAGUGAUGAAUUCAAGCGCGUAAUUGCAUCCUUACGUGGUAAUGAUGACAAGAUUCGUGUUGUGCUUAAUAAAGCAGACCAAGUUGAUACUCAACAAUUGAUGAGAGUUUAUGGUGCAUUGAUGUGGUCACUGGGAAAAGUACUGAAUACUCCUGAGGUGGUUCGUGUUUAUAUUGGCUCUUUUAAUGACAAACCUGUAAAUGAAGACUUUGUCGGCCCAAUAGUACGAGAACUUUUCGAGAAAGAACAGGAUGAUCUCCUCAUGGAUCUAGUCAGCAUUCCAAAGAAAGCUUGUGAUCGUCGAAUCAAUGAAUUUGUAAAACGAGCAAGAGCUGCCAAGAUUCAUGCCUAUAUUAUUAGUCAUCUUAAGAAAGAGAUGCCUGCCAUGAUGGGCAAAGCUAAAGCUCAGCAACGCCUGAUUGAUAAUCUCGAAGACGAAUUCGCAAAGGUUCAAAGAGAUUUCCAUCUACCAGCAGGAGAUUUCCCAAAUGUGGAGCACUAUCGAGAGGUCUUAAAUGGAUAUAGCAUUGAUAAAUUUGAAAAACUCAAACCCAAGAUAGUACAAGCCGUAGAUGACAUGCUUGCUUACGAAAUCCCAGAAUUAUUGAAGAAUUUUAGAAAUCCUUAUGAGUAGAAUCUCAAAAGAAUUUUGAAGUCCAGCACUUGUAACACUGAGUUCAUACUUUCAAUUCUUUUUGUUGAGCUUGUUUAGCUUAUUCGCCAUUAUGACUCUUCUAUUGCAUGCUUUAUGUAUAAUUAUCUUGGACCGUUUUGAACUACGGUUGAGGUGGUCUGGAUCACGGUUCAAUCAAUCUGCUGAAAUCAGUACGAUUUUUUUUUGAAAUAGCAUUAGAAAAGAGCUGGAUCGAAUCCUUGACCGGAGCAAGGUCUGGUCCGGUUUGAAAUAGUUGGCACACAUUAAAUACGUCAUGCUUUUCGUCAGCUCAGUGACUGUGAGUCGUUAUAUGCCCAAAUCAUUUUAUUUUAAAUUGAAUUUAAAUUUGACAUCAGAAAGUGAAAAAGUAAACCCAGGCCCUCUUGAUUUGUAAAUCCCAAGGAAACAUCACAACAUCAGACGGUCAGCAUUCAACUAAAAUAUAUCUUGAAUAAAUCUAAAUAAAGGGAUUUGCUUAUGGCCUCUUCUAUCGGGAGCGGUAAACUAAAAAUGGAAAAGAUAAAUACGAGGCCAAGCAAAAGAUUCGAAGGGAAAGUCGCGAUCGUCACGGCUUCGACUCAGGGCAUCGGCUUCAGUAUCGCUGAACGGCUCGGCUUUGAAGGCGCCUCUGUUGUUGUCUCCUCUCGAAAGCAG
This is a messenger RNA of Mangifera indica (mango), 2380 nucleotides long. RefSeq names its product EH domain-containing protein 1-like. Gene Ontology annotation, cellular component: intracellular membrane-bounded organelle; plasma membrane; cytoplasm. Gene Ontology annotation, biological process: endosomal transport; endocytosis. Gene Ontology annotation, molecular function: calcium ion binding; protein binding; GTP binding. The transcript has 16 exons. NCBI's taxonomy places the organism in Eukaryota, Viridiplantae, Streptophyta, Magnoliopsida, Sapindales, Anacardiaceae. Bases 65 to 1705 code for a protein of 546 amino acids. The record is from RefSeq and is a predicted model, not a curated record.